UCUAUCUUUCUCUUUCACUAACACCAGACACAGAGUCCCAGAUUCACCAUUCGAGAAUUCAAUUGGAGGCGCCAACCAGAAAGCGAAGAAGAAACCCUAGUGGACUCUUCUCUCUCAUAAUUUUUAUGCAGGAAGAGAAGACAGACGAGUCAAACAAAUCCAAAGAACCAAGAAAAUGGCAUUUCACAACUCUCAACGACUCACCAUUCCAACACCUUUCAUUUCAUUUCACUUCGCUUGAAAGAAACCCUACGUCCUGUCAGAUCUGCACUCAUUUCAUUUUCUUCUAAAAAAUAUCAUCUCCUACCCGUCAGUCAGUUCGUCGUCACUAUCGUCGUCACUAUCGUCGUAUUCUUCUUCUUCUUCUUCUUCAAUCUGUUACUAAAAUACUCGCCUAUUGCUACUGUGUAUACUCGCACAGAAACCGAGGUAGUUCCGGAUCAAUGUUGUGUAGGUUUGAAUUGAGCGAUCGAGUGUGAAUAGUUAAUAGUUAUUUGGUGAUAUUUCGGCGACAGAAUGUCGGAGAUUAGGAUAUCAGACCCUAGCAGACUGCAUUUGAAAAAGGAGCUGACUCAGAUCAGGAAAGCAGCACGGGUUUUACGCGAUCCGGGAACAACUUCCUCGUGGAAAUCGCCUCUGAAUUCUUCAAGAUCUGCAAUUGGAGUACUGGCCUCGUCUUCUUCUACUCGUAACAGUAACAAUAAGCAGUUCGAUGGUGAAAGUUGGAAGCAAAAUGGGAACAGCCAGCUGGAUUCUCAUUUCCCGUUUCGGGUAGAAAGUAAAAAUGGGAAUGGAGGGAAGGAGAAGAGUGUGUUUCUGUACAACUGGAAGAAUCAGAAAUCUUCCAGUGAAAAGAGCGCAGUGGGAAGGAAUGUGGAAGAGGAGGAAGAAGAAGAAGAGGAGGAAGAUGGUGAUGAGGGUUCUUCAUGGGUUCAGGGCAGUGUUGAUGAUAGUUUGACUGACGCAAGGAAUGGUAGAGACUCGAAGAGUGAUACUUAUUUGGGUGAGAUUCCAUCUUCUUCCAUGGUUUUCAGGUCUAGGGACGCGAAUCUUAUGUCCCUGGGCACGCCAAACUUCAAGCGAGAAAUGGAGACGAAGAAGAAGAGUAAGAAAUAUAGUAACCAUUCGGAUGUGUUGGCUAAAUAUCACAACUCUGUUAAUAAUAGGAGAUUGUUCAAGGUUCAUCCCUCAUUACCUCUGGGUUUGGGUAGGGAUGAUUAUGUGGAGCAAUCUGAUGAAACUGAGGAUUAUAGUAACUCUGAAGAUUUCAGAAAGAAUUCUGGGGCAUCCCCAUUGCUUUUAGCACUUAGGCAAAAAAACUGGUCAUAUUCAUCAUCCAAAUUAUUGAGAACUAGUAGAAAAGAGGAUUCUUCUUAUACUUAUAGUACUCCAGCAUUGUCAACUAGUUCUUAUAAUAGAUAUGUUAAUCGAAAUCCUAGUACUAUUGGGUCUUGGGAUGCAGCAACUACUUCAAUGAAUGAUGGUGAUGAUGAGUUGGAUGAUCACUUGGAUUUGCCUGGUAGACAAGGGUGUGGGAUUCCUUGUUAUUGGUCCAAGAGGACUCCCAAGCACAGAAGGGGUUGUGGGAGUUGUUACUCUCCUUCCCUUUCAGAUACUUUGAGGAGAGGUGGUAGCAUUUUGUGUGGGGGACAGUCCAUGUAUAGUAGGCAUAGGCGAUCGUCAUCACUUCCCGAUAAGAGGAGAAUUGCCUCGAGAAGUGCUCGGGGUGUUCUCCCCUUGCUUUCUAAUAACGGUGAUGGCAGAGGAGGGUCAUCUUUAGGAACUGGGCAUAGUGAUGAUGAGAUUUCUACUAAUUUUGGAGAGUUAGAUUUAGAGGCUCUGAAAAUACAAGCCAAUGUUCUUGAGGAAUUGAUUGGUCAGAAUAUAGUAGUUCAGUCCCUUAUGAAUGCUGUUUCGAGGGGAAGGAUUGCCCCUGUCUAUCUUUUUCAAGGUCCUCGAGGGACUGGAAAGACAUCAUCGGCCAGGAUCUUUUCUGCUGCUUUGAAUUGUCUAGCAACUGAAGAGACAAGGCCUUGUGGAUACUGUACAGAAUGCACUGAUUUCAUUUCUGGAAAAAACAAUUAUUUUUGGGAAGUUGACGGCACCAAUAAGAAAGGAAUUGAUAGAGUUAGGCACCUUUUGAGAAACCUGUCAGUGGCACUCCCACCUGGUUCCUCAAGAUACAAGGUUUUUGUAUUUGAUGAGUGUCACUUGCUGCCAUCAAAGACAUGGCUAGCAUUUCUCAAAUUUCUUGAAGAUCCAUUGCAACGAGUUGUAUUCAUAUUUAUUACAACAGACAUUGAGAAUGUGCCCCGUACCAUUCAAUCACGGUGUCAGAAGUACCUUUUCAACAAAAUUAAAGAGGGUGACAUUGCAGCCAGGCUUAGGAAAAUCUCUUCUGAUGAAAAUCUUGAUGUUGAAUCGGAGGCAUUGGAUUUGAUUGCUCUAAAUGCUGAUGGUUCACUUCGAGAUGCAGAAACUAUGCUAGACCAGCUAAGCUUGCUGGGGAAAAAGAUUACUACAUCUCUUGUAAAUGAACUUGUAGGAGUUGUCUCAGAUGAGAAGUUAUUGGAACUUCUGGAAUUAGCACUAUCAUCGGACACUGCAGAAACUGUGAAGAGGGCGAGAGAAUUGAUGGACUCGGGGAUUGAACCAAUUGUUUUGAUGUCUCAGCUUGCGAGCCUUAUUAUGGAUAUAAUUGCUGGAUCAUACAAUGUUGUGGAUGCCAAUGACACCGACUCAUCUGUUGGGGGACGCAGUUGUAUUCUGGUUGCUUAUGUUGCAUUUGGGGACAGUAACAUCAAAUCUAGAGCUGAAAGAUUCUUAAGUAGUAUCACAAACUCAAUCGAGAUUGUUCUCAGGUGCAAUGUAGAAGUCCGAAUAAUCCUCUUGCCAGAUGGUGAUGUUUUGAACUCUCUGGAUUCAGUUGACUUACCAUUGAUGAAACAGACACGAAAAAUUGUGGGAACUGAUAAGGACAAACAGAUAGUUUACACAAAUGACAUUGAUGGUUUUUCUGACUUAGUAACAUGUCAGGAACCUCGGAAAGUAACUAGAGGGUGUUCUAAUAAUUUAGAAGGUACUCUCAAAGAUGCAGGGGAAGGAACCUUUAAACCUGCUGCUCAAUCACCCAAUUUGCUGACUGCGGGUAAUGAUGAAAGUAGUGAUACACAAGAAAGUGGGGAAAAGAUCCCAAUGCAGAGAAUAGAAUCCAUAAUCCGUGAGCAGAGGUUAGAAACAGCCUGGUUACAGACUGCUGAGAAAGGCACUCCUGGCUCGUUGAACCGUACAAAACCUGAGAAGAACCAGGUACUGCCUCAAGAGGGCAUCUACCGUAGAAGUCGAAUGGGAUCAACGAGUUCAUCAGGGUUGUCCUCACAACAUCGGGAAGAUGAAUUAAAUAAUGAACCCAAGGUGUUGGGAAGCGAUGAAGGAAGAUUAUUGCAUAAGGACGAGACUGUUAAGAAGAGUGGUCACCAUGCCAUGUCCCCAAGCUUAUUACAUGAUCUCAGUUUUGCUGACCAUUACAACAAAGACAAUCUUGGAUAUGAAUCAGGAUCCGGAACAGGAGGAUGCAGCGGACUUUUCUGUUGGAACACUAGAAAACCUCCAAGAAGAGGGAAGGUUAAGGGGACCACUGUAAGACCACGAAAAAGCAGGAAAUUCUCGUUGUUUGCUGUCUGUGGGAAGACAAAGAAGACAGAAAGCAAACCCAGAAGAUAAAAAUGAGAAAAGUUAAAUGAGCUCGGAUUCCUGAGUAUGUAGUCUGCCUCUUUAAUAUGCAUAUAAACAUUCUUUUUCUUUUUCUGUAUUUAUUUUUCUUAUUGAAGCCAUUUUUUCAAGGAUGAAGCACAGGAAGGUUGGAUUUGAGGAUUUGUUUAUCUGCACCAGUUUUAAUUAUUAUUAUUAUUUCUUUGGAAUGAAUAAAGAAAAGAAGAAAUGGGAAACCUUGUUUGUUCAAGGACUAAGAGAAAGAUGUCAAUGGCUUCAGUUUCUUCCA
Carica papaya (papaya) is the source of this 4000-nucleotide messenger RNA. NCBI's taxonomy places the organism in Eukaryota, Viridiplantae, Streptophyta, Magnoliopsida, Brassicales, Caricaceae. The record is from RefSeq and is a predicted model, not a curated record.